CUCCUUUCUAGUUUUUUUUAUUAUUUUUCAGCGGCUGCGCUGAAUUUUAUUAAAGUCGAUCGGUAUGCUGCUCUUUGCCGAAAAAACACACAAACGUAUUAAGUUUGAUAUUUAGUUUGGAGAGGCUGUUUGGAGUUCAGAGCCAGAUUAGAGACGUCAGCAGUGGCGACGCCAACGCCAAAGUCGUCGCUGCCGUUGGCUGGCUAUAAAAGCCACCGCCUGCGAAGAUCAACCAACCAGUGUGGAUCUUACCAUAUACCAGCCCAUCAACAAGCAAGAUGUUCAAGCUAACGCUCUGCCUCCUCGCCGCCCUGAUGCUGGCCAAUGUCCAUGCGGAUAACAUCAACAAGGAUGCCGUGAUCACCCGCCAGGACGUCGACUCUGCCGAUCCCGAGGGCAACUACAAUUACGCCUUCGAGACCAGCAAUGGCAUCCAGGCCCAGGAGUCCGGCAACAGCAAUGGAGCCACAGGAAACAGCAACUACAUCUCCCCCGAAGGCAUUCCCAUCUCGCUGACCUACAUCGCCGACGAGAACGGAUUCCAGCCCCAGGGCGCUCACCUUCCCACCCCUCCACCAAUCCCAGAGGCCAUCCUCCGCGCCCUGGAAUACAUUGCCGCCCACCCACCACAACAACGUUAAUUCCGAAUUGGAUACCCCAUUUAAAGCCUAGUCAGUGCUUUUGCUAUAAUGAGUUAUGCCUAGUUCUAAAAAGUCUGUAGAUAAACCCAUAAAACAAAACAAAAAAAAACAAAUAAUACUUUGAAAAAUUCCAUCAAA
Molecule: messenger RNA, 779 nt
Organism: Drosophila subpulchrella
Lineage: Eukaryota; Metazoa; Arthropoda; Insecta; Diptera; Drosophilidae
Gene: Cpr78Cc
Product: pupal cuticle protein Edg-78E
Exons: 2
Coding region: 279-641 (120 amino acids)
Cellular component (GO): chitin-based extracellular matrix
Molecular function (GO): structural constituent of chitin-based larval cuticle
Source: RefSeq, a predicted model, not a curated record